Molecule: messenger RNA, 3055 nt
Organism: Linum tenue
Lineage: Eukaryota; Viridiplantae; Streptophyta; Magnoliopsida; Malpighiales; Linaceae
Source: the annotation of a GenBank genome assembly
CUUUCCCCUCAUUCUCUCCCAAGUCUCUUCCUCUCUUGCUCUCUUUUCUUCCAUUUUCUGCUUCCACCACCCCCAAAAACCUUCAUCCCUUUGCAGAAAUAAGUGGUAGAUAAGUAGAAAGAAAAGGAUAUCAAGGAAAGGAAGAAGAAGGGAAACAAGGGGUGCUGCCAAUUUUCGUCCAGCAGCAGGACAGCUUGUGGAAAGGACGAUUAUGGACACUUGAGCCGUUGGAUCGUGCUGAUAUUCGGAGGUUUUGUUCCUUAUGUCAUUUUCUACGAUUGGACCGUUCGGAUCAUUGUUAUGAUCUCUGGUUCAUUUAGUAAGGUCGCUGGACAGGAGGGGUGCGACUUUGUUUUCCUGUAGCAGGGCAGCAGAUUAGAGGUCAGGAGCAAGUCGGGGGCUCAUCCAAAGGCAAGGGCAUUGCCGAGUGAAGAUAAAUCUAUAAAGAUCAGAAGUAAGGUCUCUACUGUAGAUAUUGGGACUCAAGCUUGAAGGGAAGCCAUGAGUCAAGGAGCAGAUCCGCAACCUCAUGGGAAUCCUAAUGCUGGGGGUUCUAAUUUUAAUGGGAAUAAUGCUGAGUCCCACAAUAGAGCCAAUCCUUAUGUCAAGGAUUUUGAAAAACUGAGGAAUAUGGGGGCUGAGUUCUUUAAAGGGGCUAUUGACCCUAAAGAUGCUCUGGACUGGAUCAAGGAGAUGGAACGAAUCUUUAACCUCCUUGAGUGUCCUGAUGAAGCAAGAGUGGAGUAUAUGUAAUACCUGCUCAGGUCUGAUGCUUAUGACUGGUGGUUGACCGUACCCGGAGCUCAGGAUCGUACAAUUCGGUAUACCUGGGCGGAAUUUCUUGAUAAAUUCCGUAAGCAAUAUGUGCCUGAUCUGUAUGUGGAUAGGAAGAAGAAAGAGUUUCUGGACCUGAAGCAGCAAAGGGGGCAGACUGUUAAAGAGUAUGAUGCCAUUUUCCAUCAUUUGAUGACCUUCGCGAUGGAGUUGGUACCUACUGAACGAGCUAGAUGCAACCGCUAUGAGCAAGGCCUGAAUCCCCAGAUCAAGAUGAUAGUAUCAAAAUCAGAGACGAAUGAUCUUGCCACCUUGAGAGAGGCUGCCAUGAGAGCAGAGGAUUUGGUGAAUGAAUUGGGAGCACAGAUGGCUGAAGGAGGGAAGAGAAAGUGGAAGAAUGUGGGUUCCUCGAGUGCUGGGAACUCAUUCGGGGGUAGACCUAAUCAGAGUCAGAAGGUUUCACGUCCAAUUGCCAGUUACCCCGGACAGGAGCGAAGAAGUGCUGGCCCAGCUCUGAUUUGCCCACAUUGCGGGAAUCAGCAUAUGGGUGUUUGUAGGAGGGUGACUGGUGGGUGUUUCCGAUGUGGAGACACUAGCCACUUUCUCCGCGAUUGUCCCCUCAUGUCAGAGUCCAGGCCUGCUGGAUCCCAGACUACAAUUCAAGGGUCCAGAAGGACUGGAGGUCCAAUGAGAGGAUUAGGAAGAGGUGGUAAUAAUCGUGGCAAAAGUCAGGGUGGACAGAGCAGUCGGGGUGAAGUGCAGCCACGAGCUUUUGCUAUGACUAGGAGGGAGGCUGACAUCUCCCCAGAGGUCGUUACUGGUACGGUUCUUAUCUAUGAUCUUACCGCUUAUGCGUUGAUUGAUCCUGGUGCUACUCAUUCAUUCAUAUCUUCUGCAUUCUCACGUGGGUUGCCUGUGCACUCUGAAAUGUUGAACAAGAAUGUAUUAGUUCAAACCCCAGUAGGAGAUACCGUAGUGAUUGAAUAUGCCUAUCCUGAUGCCCCAAUAAGUAUAGCUGGAACUAUUCUGCCAGCUAACUUAUUGAGGUUAAUGUUGACUGAAUUUGAUAUGAUUCUAGGAAUGGAUUGGUUAAGCCAACAUAAAGCCAUAAUGAACUGUUAUACCAAGGAAGUAAUUUUCGAAAGACCAGAUGGUCAGAAUGUGAUUUUUCGAGGGACUAGACAGGUGGUGCCUAGUUGCCUAGUCUCGGCCACCAAGGUGGUGAGUUUGAUGAAGGAAGGUUGUGAAGUGUAUCUGGCUUAUGUGACUGAGGGCAAAUCGGAAUUGAAACCUGAAAAUGUUCCGGUUGUGAAGGAGUUCCUCGAUGUGUUCCCUUCGGAACUGCCAGGAUUACCUCCGGAAAGGGAAAUAGAUUUCACUAUCGAACUUAUACCGGGCAGUGCUCCGAUCUCUGUAUCUCCGUACCGGAUGUCUCCGUUAGAACUGAAAGAACUGAAGGAGCAACUUCAAGAGUUGCUAGAUAAGGGGUUUAUUAGACCUAGUGUCUCCCCUUGGGGCGCUCAGGUAUUAUUUGUGAAGAAGAAGGAUGGAACUUUUCGUCUGUGUAUUGACUACCGGAAGCUCAACAUGUGGGCGAGAGAACUUAAAUCCUGCAAAGGUUUUUAUGUAAGUUAUUAACAAGCCGAUUUAAAGAGGGAUAAAAAAAGGUUGUGGUGCUUACCAAGGUUGGAGUAGUGCCACUGGUGGUGGUUUGGAUUUCUGGCAUUGCGGAGGGAUAGAAUGUAGCUCGCUCGAUCCCGGACACAUUGAUAGUGGAUGGUCCAAUGUUAGACCCUUGUAAAGCACCUUGGGUAUCGUGGUACUCGGCAGGGAGUUGAUAGUCUUUGCCAUUGAGGGUACCCCCGAUAUGCUUGUUGCUGAAGCCACCCUCCAAUUCAUUAAGGAGGUUGUUCUCCAAGAUAGCUAGGUUGGAUAAGUUGGCUUGAUGGCUUGAGGAGAACAAGUUGGAAGUCGGAACGUGGAAGGGUGCACCUUUUGAUGGCAAGGGAGUAGUAAAGGCGCGAAGCUUGUAUGUAGGAAUCCCAAAGCCAAGAGGUCCGAAUAAUGAAGAGUUAGAUACAAUCGUGGGGUUGAUCAAACCUGAAGGGGGCUCACUUGCCACUGCCAAGCGGGACGAUGAAAGGUUUGAUUCCUUCAUCUGGAUUGGAAUUAACGUAACUUGCUCUAAAAAAACCAUAAAAACAUCAAAUAUCCUUGUUCGAACAUUGUUUGGAGAGGUGUGAACCGUGUAAUUGAUCGUUGUUCAAGAAGUCAAAUGUGC